Molecule: messenger RNA, 414 nt
Organism: Suillus subalutaceus
Lineage: Eukaryota; Fungi; Basidiomycota; Agaricomycetes; Boletales; Suillaceae
Exons: 1
Source: RefSeq, a predicted model, not a curated record
CAGCGUCGAGCACCAUUUCCUUUAGCUGCUGGAACUUGGAUUGAUUCCAAUGGUGAUUGGGGACCUCAACGUACAUACCGGUUCCUUAAUAACUGGAAUCCUACCAUUUUAUUGGCGACUCGCUCAAAUCACGACUGCAAGCUCAUUACGAAUGGCGAGGGAACAAAACACAUUGCAUGGUAUAUCUCGUCCUACGCUGCGAAACGACAGCAGCACUCCUGUAAUGCAUCAGCCCUUUUAGCAAAAACAGUGGCAUAUCAUCGGCGAGAUGAAGCUCAUAAUAGUGAUAUCCGAACUCUGAACAAACGAUUGCUACAACGGUGCGCUAAUGCUCUUAGUUGCGAGCAGGAGUUCAGCGCACCAGAGGUCAUAAGUGCUACCAGAUCCGCUGUCAUGUCUUCGUCUUGUGAGUAG